GAUUGUAAUUUAUUUAUCUUUAAUGGUUAACGGUGCGGAAUAUCUACACUGUCAAUAUCUUCCACAUACUGCACCGUACUAACAGACAAGUAUAAAAACUACAAAGACAGAUUGAACAUACGUACAGACACUUGCGGAGGUUGAAACGGUUUUUAUACGCUAUAUUUUAAAAUAAACUUCCGCGAACGUACGUACUACACAACAUAGAGUAUCAAUAAAUGGUAGCUAUUUUUCAAUUAACAAUAAGCAGUUAUUCACCUCACGAAUCCAAGGGUAUUCUAAAGGGAUAAUGUUUACGCUAAACUGUUUCGGACGCGCACUAUAUUUGCUCUAAUACUAAUAUAAAAACAUUCAUCAACGAUACCAGAAAAUGAUACUUCAUUCCGAUUAUACAGCUGGUGUGUUAUACAACAUGUUUCCAUUGUUCCGACUUCCUCGACUCAGCGACAAUGUUACAGUUUACUAUUAAGAAUUUCGCUUCCGAUCUUUUGGAAUAAUCGAAUAAGAGAGCAAUGGCUACCCGUAAAUGUUACCGACAAGGGAUGUUGACGAUAAAUCAAAGCACAUCACAUGGUAAGUACCUAGGUAAACACGCGGUACCCUGAACACGUUAGAAUUCGUGGUGAGCCACCACUAAUUUUACGAUUAGCGGUUAUAGUGUGUUCCACCAAGUGAGGUGAAUGUCACGAGUUAAAUGUAAUUCGUAGUAUCGUCGUCCAACUUCUUACGAUCACAUGUUCAAACCAAUUUUGACAAUCAUGUAUCCCAGCCUCCGACAAUUUCGUCGUCUCCCCAGAUACAAGAAAAUUCUGAAACACUUCUACAUACGUGUAUAAUCAAAUUUCGAGACUGAUAUAAAACUGGAUAUACUUGACUGGUACUGCGGAGCAUUAUUCCCUAGAUCUAUUCAAAUUGACGUCUUUCCGCUUCGCCCACGCAUACAGCUAUCAAGAUGAUUGGUCCUAAGACCAAUCAGCAUAGAACUGUCUUUCACUGCGGGAUAGUCUCAUUGUAGGUUCAUAUUACACACUUCAUCAUAAAGUGGAGAAUCUUGCAGGUUGAUGCUGCUUACUUUAUUUCCAUGUUGGUUGUAACACGAAUCACGAUUGCGUUAUCAUACUGGAUUGGCUCUUGACAUUCCCGCCUCAAUACUUCACUUACUGUUACAAUCAGGUGCGCUGGGCUUCGCCUUUUGUUCGCUCUUUCGUAGGAUAGGAGAAAUAACGGCACCUUCCAUCAAUUAUCUAGUAAGUUCAAUUAUAGUCCUUCAAAUUUUCAAUUGUCAGCUUGGCAUGCAAACAAAGCAGCCGUGAAUUAAGAUAUGUUUAAUCGUCUCAAGGCCUUUGUUCGAUAUUAUCAGGCUUCAAACUGCAGCUGGCUUCAAGUUGUACAUAGUUGAGUGAAUUCCACUGGAAUUAUCAGUAAAAACUGAACUCAGCAUUAAACAAUCGAGUGAUAUUGUCGUCACGGUGCCGUUACGAGCAUGAGAUGAACCUAUAUACAUAAAUAGGAUUUGCCGCAUGAAUAAUUAGUGCAUUUAUAAAUUAGCUGAGAGUAUGCUGAGAUGAUAUCUGAAAUGUAAAUAAAGUAUUUCCAAUAAUAUGAAGUGAUGUUCUAUUCUUGUAAAAAUGUUUUAUACGAAUUAUGAUAAAUAUCGUACUGUAACAACGAUGAUAUAUUCGUAAGCAACAAUAUUCUAUUGUUUUAGGGAUCAUGACAUAAUCGGUGACUUAACGACGUCAAGGGCAAAUGUACCGAAGAACGGCGUUAGACCAAGUUUACUUUCGUAAAUCUGGAAUUUAGAGCACAAUAAAUGAUAUUUACAUUCAGACAGAUACGUAUGCAAUUACAUGGUUAUCAACGAUGAUUUAUUACCCUUCUAGUCUGGAGACUCGUAUAUUUUCACGCUCCAACAUGAUGAAAUGUUCACUCGGUACUUUCGCUUCUACACUUCGUCAAGCUAUCUGCAAAGGUACGUAUACCGGAAAGAUGUGCACAAACAGAAGACACCAGUUGAAUUAGUAGAAAAUGAACAUGCGAUAAGCAGUCGAUGUAUUCCAUACGUGCCACUAACUCUUCAGAGACCGAAUUAAAAUCCCGUGGAACAAAGACCUGGAAAACGGAAGAGUAGAAAGAAAGAAAAAAUAAAGAAAUAAAAAUGGGUUACGACGACGUAAUAUCACACACGGGAGAAAUUGGUCGGUACCAACGAAGAAUAUUCCUUGUCAACUUCUUACCAGCGCUAACCAGCGCCUUUCACGUAAUGGGGGGCGUUUUCCUGGGAGGCGUACCAAAAUUCAGAUGUCUGACACCCGAGGAAGACCGAGAAAAUGCAACGUACAUUCUGCAACCAGAUACGGCGAACUUUACGCAUCCGUGGGAUAAUGCGACACAAAGUUCGUCGCAGUGUGAAAGAUAUAACCGAACUAACGGAGACCUCUAUCAGCUACGGAGUAACGAUACAUUGUCAACAUCUGCUUUGGUGAAGUGUGACUCUUUUGCCUACGAUGACAGCCAAUACGAGGCAACCAUCAUAACCGAAUGGGACCUAGUAUGCAACAAUGCCUCGUUGAAAACUGUCAGCGAGUCAAUGUUCAUGAUAGGAGUGAUGAUAGGAGUUUUGACUUUCGGUGCAUUGUCUGACAGAUACGGACGCAAGCGAAUUCUCAUACGGGGUUCAGUACUGCAGUUAAUUUCGGGACUACUGGUCGCUGCUUCGCCUAAUUUCACGAUGUACGUAAUUUUCAGAAUGAUUGUAGCGACAACGAGUACCGGACUUUACCUUGUGGCUUACAUUGCUGCAAUCGAGAUGGUUUAUCGAAAGAAGAAAAUUCCAGCUGGGACAAUUAGUUUUUUCUUCGUGGGAGGUUGUCUUCUGACCGUCCUUUUAGCAUAUUACAUUAGAAAUUGGAGAAUUUUACAGCUGGCUUAUACCGCGCCUACCCUUUUAUUCCUGGCAUUUUCAUGGUCUAUCCCAGAAUCUGCGCGAUGGCUGUUAAGCAAAGGUCGAGUGGAAGAAGCGAAAAAUAUACUUCACAAGGCAUCGAUGGAAAACGGGGUGAAAUUACCGCGGGAUACAUUGGACGAACUGCUGAUAACAGGAAGUGAAGACAAGCCAAACAGUAAAAAAUCCUCAUUGCUUGAUCUUCUCAGAUACCCAAACAUCAGGAAAAGGAGUCUGAUACUCGCCAUUAUUUGGUUUCUCAACAAUUGUACGUAUUACGGUCUAUCAUGGAACACCGCGAACCUUGCAGGCAGCGUUCACGUAAAUUCUGCAAUUGCUGCAUUCGUGGAACUACCCGCAAUUGCAUUUUUAAUGUUCACCGUUGACAAGUGUCGGAGGAAGGUUGUUUUGGGCACCUGUAUGAUGCUAUCGUCCGUGUCAUUACUUUCUACAGUUUUCGUUCCUCACGACAUGGUAUGGCUAGUGACGGCUUUGGCCAUGAUAGGAAAAUUGACAAUCACAGUCUCAUAUUCAACCCUCUACAUCUUCACAUCAGAGCAGUAUCCUACAUCGGUUAGAAAUAUUGGCGUCGGAACAUGUUCGGCUACUGCUCGGUUCGGUGGAGUUGUAGCACCAUUGGUUCUCCAGUUGUCUCGAAUUUCGUCGCUUUUGCCACUCAUUACUAUGGGAUGCAGCAUAGUGCUCGCCGUGUUGCUGUUACUACUUCUUCCAGAAACAUCGAAGAAAAAGCUACCGGAAACAAUAGAAGAGGUGGAAGGGUUUGGAAGGCGUAAGAAGAAAAGUAAACAAGCCAACACCUUCUUGAACGGUGUUGAUAACACCCAGGCGUUACAGAAACCGUAAAAUUAAUAAUUUCAAAUUGUUGAAGAAAAACCGCGAGGGUGUUAAAUUAUUUAUUCAGUACGAAGCUAGUCAGAUGGCGCACGUAUGUAACCCCUUGUAGCGCGCGUACGAAAUAUAUCAAGUCAGCGGAGGGAAAGAUGCGAUGUCAAAUUGCAAACUUAACAGUCACCUUCGCAUAUUGAAGUUAUUCUAUUCAAAACGCAACUAGUUUUUUCACCCGCACUAACCAUAUUCCACAUCAGAAAUACGUGAAAUAUCCAACAGACGUAGUACAUGUAAUCAUUGCGAACAACCUUACAAUCAAGUGAACCUGUUCUAUUUUUGGUCUGAAAAUUAAAAAUUGAUGCUAAAGACUGCUUUAAAAAUAGUUGAGGUUUCGCGAGUGAUGCAGUAGAUGAAAUAUCAAAAAAAAAAAAAUUGAAUAGAGCUAAUUAGAAAAUUUCAUUCCCUACUUUCUGACAUUCCAAAAUCUCAUGUAUGACAUGUACGACAUGCCGUUCGGUUCAAAGAAGCUUAUUUUUAUUCCAAGACCCAGCUUCAGGUGAAUUCAAAAACUGAUUGUUUCGUAAUAGAUUGUGAAGCUCACGUGAAAAAUGUUUGGAUGAAUUUUCCGAAUGAUAUUCUUUGAGGAAAAUUUAGCACAAAUAAUAUUGCAUAUUGUACUUUUUUUGCAUACCUUACAUAUUCGCUCGGUAGCAAAAACGACUACUUUGACCUUCGCUGUGAUUUAGCUCUCGACAUACUCCACAGACAUGUAAACUUUUCAAUAAACAAGAAAUCCACUGUU
Neodiprion virginianus is the source of this 4595-nucleotide messenger RNA. Its product is annotated as organic cation transporter protein-like. Gene Ontology annotation, molecular function: transmembrane transporter activity. Gene Ontology annotation, biological process: transmembrane transport. Bases 2159 to 3808 code for a protein of 549 amino acids. The record is from RefSeq and is a predicted model, not a curated record. Lineage: Eukaryota; Metazoa; Arthropoda; Insecta; Hymenoptera; Diprionidae. The transcript has 9 exons. Gene Ontology annotation, cellular component: membrane.